This is a messenger RNA of Hymenoscyphus albidus, 4192 nucleotides long. The record is from the annotation of a GenBank genome assembly. Lineage: Eukaryota; Fungi; Ascomycota; Leotiomycetes; Helotiales; Helotiaceae.
GCCAUGACAUCGCUGAAGACCCUCUGAAGUCAACCCUGUCGACAACACCAAAUAUAAUCGAGAGAAUAUGCCGAUAUGGCGGAACCUUCCCAGAAACAGGGCGACCCAAGUCUGCCAAAAUCCGAAGACCCAAGUGCCGACGAUGCGGUAGUCGACGAGGGGGACCAAAAUGCGGUGCAGGUGCAGAGUGGUAGCGACGACAAUGACAACAAUGACGCCGAGGAGGACGAGGACGAGGAAGACGACAAUGGUGACACUGAUGGGGAGGAAGAUGAAGAGGAACCCAAGCUGAAGUAUGCCCGGCUCACCAGCUCCCUGGCACCCGUCUAUCGAAAUGGCGAUGCGACCAGUGCCUUUUUAGUUGCUGGCGACAAGAUGGUGGGUCACUCACCCACUUACUCACUCACUACACCUCUAUCAGUUCACACUAACUGAUCCAUAGUUUAUUGGGACACAUAAUGGCAAUAUUGUAAGUCUGUUCCUGUAUAAAAAAUGCCAAAAAGGGGACUCGCUAACAAACUGGCAGCAUGUGUUAUUAUUACCGACAUUCCAGUCACUUCGAGUAUACCACGCCCAUUCUGCUUCCAUUUCCAGCAUUUCCAUAUCCCCCUUUCCCCCACCGCUACCCACCGCCGUACCAGAGGGUGUCAGUCGAGUUGCCUCUCAAAACAAGGGAGCAAGGAGAACACCAUCCAUUACCUCGGAGGCAUCGACAUCGAACCCACGAGGGCCCCGAACACAAGUGGUACCUAAUAUUCCCUCGAAUGCUAUCUACAUAGCCACCUCCUCCAUAGAUGGGAAAGUAUGUGUUGCUUCUUUGGUAGAAGUCAAGGAUGUUCAGUUGCGAGACUUUGCCCGCCCAGUCCAAGCCGUAGCCAUCUCACCGGACUACAAAAAUGAUCGCUCCUAUAUUUCUGGAGGGCUUGCUGGGAACUUGGUCCUCACCGUAGGAGGGCGGGCCGGUACGAGUUCCAUGUCUACCACUACUGGAUCUGCUUCUGCUGCUGCAUCUGGGUGGCUGGGCUCCAUAGGAUUGGGAUCAAGCGCCGGGAAAGAUACCGUAUUGCACUCCGGUGAAGGAACGAUUGCCACUAUCAAGUACUCUCUUUCUGGAAAAUACGUUGUUUGGGUCAACGAACAUGGAGUCAAAAUAAUGCGAACCAAUCUACAUUUAGAAAGUGCAGAUGCUGAAUCUGCGUGGAAGCGAAUAGGUCAUGUCGAUCGACCACAAGAUGAUGGAUGGGAAGAAAUGGCUGGCGUUUGGAAGGGAAGGGUAGAGUGGAUUGACGAAACGAACCUCGAAACUGACGCAGAUGAUAAGACACGAGAGGCCUCGGCAACAUCUGCAGCAACAGCCAAGUUGAAACAGCAAUCGUCGAAGAGCAAGAAAAAGAUUGAAAAGCUCCUCGUUGGAUGGGGCGGUACCAUGUGGAUCAUCAACGUGCACCCAGGUGGUAUUGGGAGUGGUAAAAACGUAGGAGAGCGAACUGCAGGGAGUGCUGAAAUCAUCAAGAUGUAAAUUUUAACCAAAUUCUUGCCGUCAACAAGCUAACAUCUUUAGUUUGCGGAUGGAUUGCAUUAUUUCUGGACUUUCAUUAUAUACCCCAACAUUGCUUCUUGUACUUGCAUAUAUUACACCAGACGAGGAAGAGGACGAAGAGCUGUCGACUCAUAAGAAAGGCCACAAAUCGAAGGCUUCAGCCACAUCAACGAGUAGUGAGCCGAGAGGUGGAAUCCGCCAUCGUCAAAAUGCGUUAUCUCCUGAACUCCGACUGAUUGAUCUUGGAUCAUCUCAGGAAGUUGACACUGACACAUUGACUGUUAGUCGAUUUGAAAGGCUGUCUGCUACUGAUUAUCACCUCGGCCUUUUACCAGCUCCUAAAAUACCAAAAGCGCUCCAAGCGUCACGGGGCACCUUGGAAACUCUGACGGGUAUGGGAAGUGGUAUGUGGAAUGCCACUGUAAAUGCCACAUCACUACUCAGUUCAGCAGCAAGCACGCGAAGCAGUAGCAGCAAAGGCUCUGAUGGAAAGGUAAGCGUAAGCAGCAGCGCUAGAACUGCAGUGGCGAAGUCAAACAACGUUCAUCCACACAUUGCAUCGUUAGGCAUGAAAAUAUUCAUUCAUAGUCCUUAUGAUUGUAUCCUGGCGACCAAACGCGAACUUUCUGAUCAUUUGUCUUGGCUGCUAGAACGUCAGAAGAACCAAGAAGCAUGGGAACUCAUUGACAAACAUCCGGAAGUCAUUUCGUCAUCACCAGAGAAAAUUGCGGAAAUUGGCCCUAAUUCGCCAGAUCUGAGGCAGGAAAGCGCCGAUGAUUUUUUUGAUGAUCGCGCUUCAACUAUUGAUUCUUCAAAUAAAAUUAUUGCCACUGCGAUCGAAAAGGAGAAGCGCCAUAUUGGCGAGCUCUGGAUUAAGCAACUCGUCGAUGCUGAUGACUGGGUGACGGCUGGUCAAGUGUGCGGUAAGGUUUUGGGCACUGCGAAGCAAUGGGAUGAAUGGGUCUUCAUAUUCGCUGGUGCCCACAAAUUUGAUGAAAUUGCUAGUUUCAUCCCCACAACUCAGUUACAUCCUCCACUUCCUUCUCAAACCUACGAAGUCGUACUUGGUCAUUACGCAGGUUCAAACCGACCCAAAGUUCGAGACUUGCUGGAUUCAUGGUCGCCUGAACUAUUUGACAUUAGUAGCGUUAUCACUGUCCUCGAAAACCAGCUCAAAUACAGAGAUGUCAGGGAAGACAGUAUCGAAGACGGACAAGUCGGGAGAGAUUGGAGAAUUGUUAUGGAAUGUCUUGGCAAGCUCCACGUAGCGAAUGGCCGGCCCAGAGAAGCCUUGAAAUGCUAUAUUCAGCUACAAGACGCAGAUACUGCGAUGGCUUUGAUAAAGGAUCAUCAUUUAGUAGAUGCUGUCGCCGAUGAUAUACCAGGCUUAAUUCUCCUGCGUGUCUCAAAGGAACAAAAGAGAUCUGCUUCGAUCGGAGAGCUUCGGGAGCUCACGGCAGAAGCAAUCGAGCUUUUGGUAAAUGAAGCACGACAAGGCAUCGUGCGCCCAGAAGUAGUUGUGGCACAACUCGAGGAAAAGAGGAUGCUUUUAUACUUAUUCUUUUACAUCAGUUCAUUGUGGAAUGGUGACGGUAUUGAUGAGGAGCAACGGGAAAUUCGAGAUAGGCUGAUAGCAGACAGCAAGGCUCUAGUUAAUGAGCUUGCAGAUCUAACAGUCCAUUUGUUUGCUCUCUAUGAUCGAGACCUGCUCAUGGAUCUCCUCAAAACCUCUACCUCCUACACCUUUGAAAUUGUAAGUUAUCUCCUCAAUGAUACGAAAUUCGCACGUACAAACGAUUCUGACUUCUUACACAGGCAACGAAAGAGUGCGAGGACGGGGACUACAUUUCCGAACUAGUCUAUCUUUAUUCCAAAACCGGCAAAACCAAAGAAGCACUCUAUCUCAUCAUCGACAAACUCGCCAAUGUCUCUCAAGCCAUCUCCUUCGCCAAAGAACAAAACGACGCUGAUCUCUGGGAAGAUCUUCUCAACUACUCCAUGGAUAAACCGCGAUUCAUCCGUGGUCUUCUAGAGGAAGUAGGUACAGCCAUCGAUCCGGUUCGACUCGUAAGAAGAAUUCCCGAGGGACUGGAGAUUGAAGGACUUCGUGAGGGUCUGGGGAGAAUGAUCAAAGAACAUGAUAUUCAAUAUAGUAUUUCCUCGGGCGUCGCCAAAGUUCUUCGAGGCGAAGUAGCAGCGGCGCAGAAUUCUUUGCGUGCGGGGCAGAGGAAGGGGGUCAAAUUCGAUGUGGUUCAUAAAUCCGAUGAGCAUGUUGAUAUUGCUACCUCUGACGCUCCACCUACCGACACACCACUACUCAAGGUUCCUGCACCUCCAACUUCUGGUUCAAGGGAAAAGAAUAAGCCGAAACCGGGUCAUUGCGUGGGUUGUCGUGAUCCAUUCUCGGAACAUGAGGUUGAAACUCUGGUGGGGUUCGCGUGCGGGCAUGUUUUUCAUCUCAGUCAUUUGCUUAACUUUGGCAAAGGAGAUGAAGAUGAGAGACCGCUUACGCCACCGGGUGUGGAUGAGCGUGGAGGGGAUACUUGGGAUGGGCCGUUGCAUAGUGUUGGGGGAAAGGUUACGCAUGCGGCGCUAUUAAGGGAUAGAAUCAGGGAUGGGUGUCCGGUUUGUGUGACUGUUGAGGUGGGGUAG